Messenger RNA from Microbotryum saponariae, 1535 nucleotides. NCBI's taxonomy places the organism in Eukaryota, Fungi, Basidiomycota, Microbotryomycetes, Microbotryales, Microbotryaceae. The record is from the annotation of a GenBank genome assembly.
AUGUCCACGCCCUCCCUCUUGACAGGCAAAUGGCUCUACCGCGCAUUGCUCCAACAGGCGCAACAGCUGCCCGAUACGCACGUGACGUAAGUAGGUCGGUGCUCUUGCUCUUUGCUUCUUCGCAGACCGAGACCGAGACCGAGCUGCUAAUCCUCCAGCUUUCCCGCCCGUUCGCGAUCCUUGCUGCGCCUGCUGCAGUGAUCAUUACCGACACCUCAUCAAAUCCGACUUUCGAAAACCUCUCCCUUUGGACCGGUCGAGAGCUCAUGAUCGUACAGUCCAAGCCCAAAAAGUCAGCAGUCGAGUGCCGCUCCGUCCUUCCCUUCUCCGCUCGGCUCAUACCACACAGAGAACUGAUCCGUGGGGGGGGGGGGGGGGGUUGGUUCCCGUUCGGUUCGUCCGACGAUCGCAGUUGUUGAGGAGGCUGAUGGCAGCGAACGAGGGUCAUUUGCAUGCGAUCGAGAGGGUGUUGGAUCAGGCGUACCAGAGGAAGGGCAAGGGGAGUCAUACGUUGCUGGAAGUGAGUUCACCGCACCAGGCGAACGAUUCGCGUUCCCUCCAAACAAGUGCUGAUGGUCAUCUCCUCCUCCUCUCCUUCUACAAAGCCGUUCCUCUCCCCCUCGCGACAGACCAAACUCUUCAACUCCCCCUCCCUCCGCUCCCUCCUCACCUCCCCUCUCUCGCACACGUCCCGAAACCCGACGGCCAAACAACUCGACACCCCUCCAACGCUCCCCCCUCGAGCUUUCCCUCAUUCAGAAGAGGCUCGUUUGAUGGGUCCCCUGAUCCCUCAACGCGUAAAGGCGAUCAGGAGGAGGUAUUGGAACAGUCAAACCGGAAAGAUCAAGAAACCCCUCGCUGUGCUCGUUCAGGGAUCAGAACCGGGACAGGAAGGGGAAGGGAUGAAGAGGGAGGACUUGUUGAAGAAGGUUGGAUUGGUGGGCUUGGGGCAGGAUUUGGAAAAGGUGGGGAGGGAGAGAUUGCAGCUUUUGGAGCGUUGGACGAGCGUUGGACGAGACGAACGGCCGAGGCGUUCGAGGAGGUUGAGAGGCGUGAGCUCGGCGCUUAUAGGUCCGGAGGAGGAGGGGUCGAGCACUUGGACGGAUUCAACACGAUUACGGUUAUCGUCUUCCGCAAAGGAAAAGGACGAAGGUGCCGGAGCGAAAACUUCAGAACCGAGGAAGGCUUCUUCGUCACGAACGACGACGACGACGAUCCCCAAUCUUUCCCUCCCCAAAUGGUCCACGCCCAAAGUCCUACGCCCCAGGUUCAUGAGGAGGAGGUACGAAGCCUUGUUGGAGGACGCUCCGAUCGUGACGGUGGAGGGGAAAGCGGCGGGUACCAAAGGAGGCGGGGACGCGAAGAGGGACGGAGAUAAGAAUAAGGAGAAGGACAAAAAGAAUUCGACUUCAGAUGGCCCAGCGGAUCAGGAACGUCAGGUGUGGGUGAAGGUCAGGCUUUCGGAAUUUGCGAAGAGUGGGAACGGGAGGCUGGGCAAGGUCGGAGAGGAGGAUGCGUGGUGGAUCGAUCGAUGA